This is a messenger RNA of Phyllotreta striolata, 1046 nucleotides long. The record is from the annotation of a GenBank genome assembly. Lineage: Eukaryota; Metazoa; Arthropoda; Insecta; Coleoptera; Chrysomelidae.
AAUUUUUACUAAUCUACCGAUAACCGCGGCGACAACAUGAGCGUUAUCGUCGGAAAUAUACUAAAAAGAAACUUCUCUUCUACCACAACUCUCAACAACAUCGUUAAAAAUGUAACCGUGAUCGGCGGAGGACUGAUGGGAUCAGGCAUAGCGCAAGUGAGCGCCCAAGCCGGACAAAACGUAACCGUAGUCGACGUAAACCCCGAUGUCCUCAAGAAAACCGAAGCCAGCAUACAAACCAGCAUAACCAGAGUAGCCAAGAAACUCCACAAAGACGAUACCGCGGCCGCCAAGAAAUUCAUCGAAGAAUCCUUAUCGCGCGUAAAGUACUCUCCAGACGCUCAGAAAGCCGUGGAACAAGCGGACCUGGUGGUGGAAGCGAUCGUGGAAAACCUAGACCUCAAGCACGAUCUCUUCAAGCGCCUCGACGAGGCGGCGCCGGCCAAAACUCUAUUCGCAUCGAACACCAGCUCGCUCUCCAUCGGCGAGAUAGCCUCGGUAACGAAGAGGAAAGACCGCUUCGGCGGGUUGCACUUCUUCAAUCCCGUGCCGGUGAUGAGGUUGCUGGAGGUCGUGCGAAUACCCGAAACCACCGACGACACCUACGAGGCCAUGAUGGCCUGGGGGAAAGCCAUCGGCAAGACUUGCAUCACCUGCAAGGACACCCCGGGGUUCGUGGUCAACAGGCUGCUGGUGCCCUACAUGGCCGAAGCCAUGAAGAUGCUUGAACGAGGUGAUGCCAGCGCUGAAGAUAUAGAUAUUGCGAUGAAAUUGGGAGCUGGGUAUCCGAUGGGACCGUUCGAAUUGGCAGAUUACACCGGAUUGGAUACGGGAUUGUUCAUUAUGGACGGUUGGCAUAAGAAGUUCCCCGACAACGAGCUGUUCAAUCCGCCGGAAAUCCAGAGGAAACUGGUCAAGGAAGGGAAGUUGGGUAGGAAAACGGGAGAGGGAUAUUACAAGUACACCAAAUAAUUUAAUAAACGAUUUGUUACUAUAAAAGUUUGUUAAUUUUUGACGAGCAAUUCCUUCUUCUUGGAGCUUUGUAG